Molecule: messenger RNA, 4266 nt
Organism: Naegleria lovaniensis
Lineage: Eukaryota; Heterolobosea; Eutetramitea; Acrasida; Naegleriidae
Exons: 5
Coding region: 1-4266 (1421 amino acids)
Source: RefSeq, a predicted model, not a curated record
AUGAAUACAAAUAACGAAGAUCUUGUCGAACCAAGUACAAGUCCGAAUGACAUGAACACGGAAUCUUCAACUACAGCUACAACCAGCAGUAGUAGUAAUAGUACCAGUACAAUCACCGAUUCCACCGUGAGCCUUCCGUUCCAAAAAGCAGAAACAUCAGUCCCUGAAGAACAACCUCAUCAAAUUGCCCAAAAUGGUCAAUCACACGACAGUGUUACGUUGGACUCUUCUCAUGAUAGCUCCACUUCCAAUACUUCUUCAAACAUCAACAAUGCAGAGGAUCCCUCUAAAAAGAGGCCUACUUCUGCGGAGAGACCACGAAAAGCACUUCCAAGACCCAAUCGUGUUCCAUCCGACGUUUUUACCUUUGAUCCAGAACUUCAUGAAGAAAGUCUUGGAAAGAAGAAGGGAGCUGAAUUUCUAAUGGAUCAUGGCGAUUCUUCAUCCAAUGAUGCAACAACAACAAGUAGCACGGAGGAAAAUUUAACAAGUCAACAACAACAACAUCAAAUGACACCUCCUGUAAAAGUCAAUCAGAGACGAUGGAGCCACAAACGGUCAGCCUCUGAGGCUUAUUCCUUCACUACUCCACCAUCGGCAUCGAGUAUUAUCAGCACUACUCCAUCGACACCACAACUUUUGCCAUCCUCAUCGACAGCCACAACCUCUACAACUGGAGGAUCACAAGAAAAGACAAAUUCGGAAAGUUCUCGAAAGAAAUUUACACUUUUUGGAUUUACAUUUGGUUCCUCUUCUUCGAGUAGUGGUCACAAUAAGGGUGGUUCAAGCUUGCAUUCGUUGGCACCGAACGUGUCAAGCUCAAGUACACCAACAUUGGCUACCUCUCCUAUUACUUCUUCAACAAGUACAUGCUCCGAUACGCUACAAAUUACUUCCUCUGUCACAUCAUCAUGCAGUGACAAUACUCCCACUUCUGAGUCAAACAGCAAUGAGGUCAAAAAAGUUGUACAACUCGACGAGGAGACCAUGAAAAAGCGACAAGGAGUUCACAUGGCAACCCCUCUCAAUAAUUUCAUUUCGGACGAGCAACCCUCUCAACGAAAUACUAAUGAAAUUGAUUUACUUGGAUUUUUAAAAACCGCUUCAUUGGAUGAUAACUCUCUUGGAAGACCAUCAUCAGCAAGUGAAAUGGACAAAACCGAUAUUUCCACAAACAGAGAAACAACAACCUCUGGUUUAAAGACGUUUUUGGACAAAAUGCGAGGAAAAAGUAUUUUCACAACAAAAAUUUCGAGUCCAGUUCCAUUCAGUGAGCAAGAAUCUGUCAAUGAAAGUAAUACAGGAAGUUCAACUUUAUCUACAACUCCUGUAAACGAUGAUAGUAUCUCAGUAAGCCAAAAAGCUCCAAAGAAGCUCUCUGAAAAAGAAAUGAGACGGCUAAAAUUAUUGGAAAGAGAGAACAAUCAAAAAGAAAUGAUGGACAAUAUUCUUGAGAAGAUCAAUAAGAAUGGCGAGUCAUUUGCCCAUCUUUCAUUUUUCGAUGAAAAUGAUCAAGAAUGGCAAUACAUUGGAUAUAUUCAAAAAUAUGAUUCUUCAAUGACUGAUGAUGAAAUUUACAUGAUGUAUGCACUAAUGGGCGUGGGAGCUGGUGAAGAUGGAGGAGCGUCAGCAAAAAAAGAGAAAGAUGUAAAAGAUUUCUCAGGAGGAAUCUAUGGAGAUUCAUGUGUUUGUCCAGUUUUGAGUCGACUAUGCGGAAGAGGAGAGUUACGAUAUCCAAAUGGAAGUGUCUACGAGGGUGACAUUAUUCGAGGAAAACGUCACGGAUUUGGUAAAAUGAUUUUUCCUUACAAGAGCACAAUACCUACCACGUCUAAAAAGUCUUCGGCCCAAACGGAGCAAGCUCCUCCUACUGCCAUUGCUAUAGGCCAAUGGGUUUGUAACAAUCCGUCUGAGGCCAUACCAUUUAAAGUCACCUAUUCGAAUGAGUUGGAAUAUUGGGGAACUUUUCGUGCUAAAGCAAAACUAUCUUCUGCCUAUACGAUUGGUAUCAAUGACCUCGAAAAGCACAAGGAGGGAGAAUUAUAUCAUGUCAUUGAAAAUAAGAAAUAUUUUGGAGGUUUUAAAGAGGAUUUAAAAGAUGGCUUUGGAGUUGAAGUGAUGGCCAAUGGUGAGCGAUAUUAUGGAGGCUGGAAAAAUGGACUUUAUCACUACACUGGUACCUAUCAAUACAUUGACGGAACUUACUAUCAAGGAGAGUUCAAACGAGGUUCACGAAAAGGUAAAGGAAAGCUCUAUCUUGCCACUGGUGACGUCAUUGAAGGUACAUGGAACGGAGACAAGGUGGAGAGUGCCGUCUUUAAGAAAGGAACGGCUAAAAACGUGGAACUUACUCACCUCUUUCAACUUCGAACACAAAUUAACGAGGCAAUCAAGUUAUUCCAAAAUGUGGGUCACAUGGAUGACAACAAUUAUUUACAAUUUUUGAAAAUGACCAAGAAGGAGAACAUUGAACGUCCAGAAUUAGAAAUGAAAUGGAAAUAUUACUCACUCAUGAGUAAGGAAACAUGGAGAAAGGAGAGAGAAAAAUUAACUGAUUUUUAUGGCAAGUAUGAAAAGUAUGACCUCACCGACAAGGUCACCUUCAAAAAUGAGGUGUUGAGACUCCUAGGAGAAAGUAUCAAAACAGAUGGUCCAGCACCUCCGGUUGUGUCAUUUGUGAAGAGCUUUAUCGAGUUCUUUGACAGUCUCUAUCAUGGAAGUUACUAUGCUGGAAAUAAUAGAGGUCAGUCAGGCGCCAGAAAAAUCACCUCUAAAAAAGAUGGCGUCCUUCUAUAUAACGCCAUUGAUGACUUGAAGAGUUACAUUAUUUAUUUGUGUGAUCAGGUAGUUUGGGACUAUUUUGGCAAUGAAAUUUUAAGCUCGAAAUUACUUUCGAAUGGAGGAGGAGCAGCAAAUCAUUCGGGCGAUCCUUCGGAAAUGCAAUUUGUGGAGCAAGAUGAACAAUUUGAUGAGUGUGACGACGAAAUUAUUUUUGGAAAUUCUCAAUCUGUUGGUACCAAUUUCGAAUCGUCUAAAUUGAAAUUUUCAUCCAUGUCGCAAGCCUACAAUUUCUGCAAGACAAUCAUUGCAGAUCAUCUUCACAAAAAACUCUAUUCUACCACAUUUGAACUCUAUGAAUAUCAUUUUAGAGAUCAAGACUUGCUCAUUAACCAGAAAAUUAAUUCGAUUAUUUCCACAUGUAACUUGCAAAACUUUGGAGUGCACAGUGACUUUAUUUCUACCAAUACACCACUCCAUAUAUCCAUGAAAAAAGUUAAAAUUGAAAAUAAGAAAUUGAAGAAACAAAAAGCAGGUCAAGACGAUUUCGAGAAUGUGGAAAGCGAUGAUUGGCAACCUGGUGCUGAUGAUGUGACAUCUCUGUACACUUAUACAUUUAUCAAGACCAAUAUUGGAAAUUAUACGGCACUUUUCAAUUACAUUAACGAUUGGAAGCCUCCACAUACAAGUUUAAGACCAGUUUCUCACGUAAUUUCAUUCUUUGAAGGAUUUUUAAAUUAUAUUGUCGAUUUGGAUCCAAAUUUAACUGUGAAACAAAGCGAACUUGGAGAAAAUAUAGGUGAAAAUUCCGAUGACACCUAUGUAUUUAUUUCAAAAUAUGGACUUACCAAACAGUUGGAGCGUGGUAUUGAAUUGGAAAUUUUCAGAAAUCAAAGCAAAAAGGAAAAGAUUGAACGACAAUUGCAAAAACCAAACCUAACGUCGGAGGAGCUUCAAGAUUUGAACCAACAACAACGUGAGGUUCAGCUCAUUAGUUUUUCAUGGGUAUCUCCUCUGUUACUAUUCGUGUCACUUCAAGUAGGACAUUUCCAAUUGCAAAUUAGUCGAAAAACCGAUCUCAAGUCUUCAUUGAGUGGCAACACAACAACAAAAUUAUUCACAAUUGAUCUUUCAGAUAUCACUACGAGUUCAGAACAAAACAUGGUAGUACCCAUGGUGGACGGCAGUGGCAACAUGUUAAAUCUUGCACAAGCAUUGCUCAAAUAUAGAAAUUUAGUGAAGAAUGUUCUCGAUAAUGCCAAACUAGGAUUUAAUAUUACGCUGAAACACCACCACAAUGGUACUAGUAACAACAAUGACUCCUCAGCACAGGAUUCUACAAAUCACUCAACCAAGUCCGAAUACAUUUCCAUUGAAUUUGACAAGGAACCAUUCCCAAGUUAUGUCUAUUCUGAACUUUCUCUUGAAAUUGCCAAGUUUAUCAAGUUUGAGCUUGAAAACUCUGAUUCUCGUCAGUAUAGAAUUUAA